Molecule: messenger RNA, 5592 nt
Organism: Hemicordylus capensis (graceful crag lizard)
Lineage: Eukaryota; Metazoa; Chordata; Lepidosauria; Squamata; Cordylidae
Gene: NECTIN2
Product: nectin cell adhesion molecule 2
Exons: 9
Coding region: 1423-2946 (507 amino acids)
Source: RefSeq, a predicted model, not a curated record
AGCCAGCAUGGUGGUGUGGUCCGUGUGUCCGACCAAGAGCAGGGAGACCCAGGUUCAGAUCCCCACUCAGCCGUGAAUGGCCUCAUUGCUCUGGGGAGCGGCCUCAUCCUGAGUCAGACCAUUGAGUCAGGCAGUGACUAACAGUGGCUCUUUGCAGUUCCAGGCAGGAGGGACUUUUCUAGCCUCUUUGACGAUAUAGGAACAUAGGGAGAUGCUGUAUACAGGGCCUCUUCGCAGUUCCAGGCAGGAGGGUGUGUGUGUGCAUGUGCACAUGCUCACAAGUUUGUUGAUCUUCGCUCAGCCAGUUUUAGAUCCCACUCAGAUUGAAACAGGACGGCCCCACUCUGAAUGCACACACUGCCUUGAUACUGCCACCCAGACCAAAACUCAUUCUGCACACACGCAAAGCAAAAUAGAGGGAACACAGCACCCCAGUUGGAGAACCCCUAAAUGCUGCUAAAUGGUGUCCAUCAACAUGGCUCCUGCUGAGGUGCUUACAGCACCAUCCUGUUCUUGACAGGCAGGCAAGUCUGUCCAGCUAGGCUGGCUUUCCAUCGCAAUCCGAUUAUUAAAAAGUCACUGCAGAUAUUAGUCACUUUCUUAAUGCAAUGGUUCUGUAGCAUCCAGAAUGCCUUUAGGUUAGUGGGUGUGACCUCUGUUUUUUAUAUAGGGAUAUUCUUUUGAAGGCCUGAGAUGCAGGAUAUCCUUCUGCAUGCCUCGCCCUAACCCUGAUCAUGGUUGAUUGUAGGUUGUGCUGCAGUUUGUUCCUAAUGGGAAUAUCUUGUCCAGCACUGAGCCACAGCUAGAACCUCCAUAAACCGGAGCACUGCAUCUGCGUCCUGGGGGUAAACAGGGUGGCGGUCUGCAUUAUUCCUUGCUCAUGAGCUGGUCACUGCUGGAAACAGAACAUUAGACUCAACAAUAUGUGGUCUGAUCCAGCUUGCAAUAGAAGAUCUGCUAUCCUAUUAAUGUGUUGUCCUACAAUAAGUAUGAUUCAGUGCUGGCUGUCUUUGCUAUGCCAUAGCAAUACUACUGCUCCUGCAGGCCAAGAAUUGUGUUGUAGACACAGCUGCCUCUGCCUGGCCUGUGUGGCGUAGUUUGGACGUUCAAAAUGCGAUGAGCUUGUACUCCGCCCCUCUGUACCCAGGCUCCUGAUCUGUCCUGUCCUUUGUCAUGUUUGUGGGCUGCUGGUGUGCCCUUCAGCUUUUCACUGUGAGGUCUUGUUGAGUGCCCCCACCACCAGUCGAGCUCUUUGGGGGAAAAAGAGAGAAGCCUCGAGGAGGUCUUCUGAACUCCAAGGUAGUCCUCACUAGCCAAGCGGCCCUCGUCUCGCCUCUCCUUCAAGCAAGCUCGCAGAGCACACCUCGCUAGAAGCUGGUGCAGGGCCUGAGAGACGCCUCCUGCCAAAGGGAGAGGAGAGAGAUGAAUGAACAGAGCCUCCGAAGUGGGGUGCAGGCACAGGAGCAAGCCAGAACUGGGGCCCCUGCUGCUGAAGCAUCACUGUGGGCAGAAGGUGUGUUCACCCAGAGGGUUCGGGUUCGGGAUGAGGUCACGGGCUACCUGGGGCAAGAAGUCAUCCUGCCCUGCAACUUUGCAGCGACUAUCAGUGACAUCAAGGUCAGCCAAGUCACCUGGGUGAAGGAGACGGCAGGCAGGAAGCAGAACGUGGCGGUCUACCACCCGGACCAUGGGCCCAGCUACCCCAUGGAGCCGGUCAGCAGGCGGAUCCACUUCCGCACCCCAUCCCUGGAGGAUGCCACCCUGAUCAUCGACAGACUGCUCAUGACAGACGAAGGCACCUACACCUGCGAGUUUGCCACGUAUCCCUUGGGCAACGAGGAUGGCGUCACCAACCUGAUUAUAUUGGCCAAGCCCACAAAUACUGCUAAGUCCCUGGAGGUGAAAAUUGGGAACAACGCAGUCCCCGUGGCUGUCUGCACCUCUGCCCAAGGAAAGCCGCCUGCACGCAUCACCUGGCAGCCAGAGUCCAGUGUCAACUCCAGCGUUUCAGAGGUGGAGAAUGCAGAUGGCACAGUCACGGUCACUAGCCAAUACAUCAUGGUGCCCACCAGGGAGGCCAACGAGCAGCACAUCACCUGUCUUGUAGAGCAUAAGACGCUCCCACAGCCACAGUCCAUCCCUGUCGAGCUCUCCAUAUUGUACCCCCCCGAGGUUGCCAUUGAGGGCUACGACGACAACUGGUAUUUGAGCCGCAGUGAGGCCAUGCUCCAGUGCAUCGCCAAAGGGAAUCCCAAGCCCACCGAAUUCACUUGGACCACGUCCAGUGGAUCACUUCCAAAGACAGUGGAGAUCCAAGACAAUAAACUGCUGGUGCGGAAUGUGGAUGCGUCGGUGAACACCACUUUUAUCUGCAAGGUCACCAACCGCGUGGGUCAGGUUUCGACGGAACAGGUCAUCCUUGUCCGAGACAAGCCCAACUCGGACGGGGCUGGCACCACUGGCGGCAUCAUCGGAGGCCUCAUUGCGGCCAUUGUGGCCUUGGCUGUGGUGGCCACUGGCAUCCUCAUCUGCCGGCAGCAACAGAAGAACCGGAUGGAGCAGGAGGAGGAUGACCUGGAAGGGCCCCCCGCCUACAAGCCACCUCCCCCCUGCCAGCUGUCGGAGGAAACGGAGCCGGUUCCUAAGCCCUCGGAGGCGGAGACUAUCCCGCUCAAAUCUCCCUAUUUUGAACCCAGCGACACAGAUGGUCACUUUGGAGGGGUCCUUCCCACCACAGUGGAGGAGGCCCCGCGGUACCACGAACUGCCCACACUGGAGGAGCGAGAGGCCGCCGCUGACCCUGCCCCCAGCCUGGACGAUGAGUACUUGGACCAGAUCAACCCCAUUUACGAUGCGCUCUCCUUUGCCGCGGCCGAAGAGGAGGUGGCGUUGGCGCCCUUGGCAACUGACAAGGCCUUUGUGAUGUCCAGGGCCAUGUACGUCUGAGUCUAGGGCUGGGUUUUCAGCUGCGGCCCAGAGGGAUGGAUGCUACUCGGGGGCACAUCUGAGUCCCUUUGUCCCAGAGAGAUAGUGCUUCUUUGCCACCAUGUCCCACUUAGGUGCCCGGCUCCCAUUCUCUUGGCAUCCUGGGUUUCCUGUGUGCCUUAGAUGGACAGGAGGAGUUUCUCUUGCUCCCAACAGGCUCUCUAACCCCCUCCUUCCUCUAGCAGGCCAGAACCAGGGACUCUCCCUGCUUGUGCCGAGUGCCAAUUGUGCCUAAUGCCUUCUUGAUCACCAGGUGUUGACUGUUCAUUCUGGACCUCUUGAGAGGAGCAGAGUGGCUCUGGUGGCUUCCGCCUUCCCAAAGUCUUCUCAUUCUGAGCCAACAGGUAUUUGGCCCUCUGGGGGCGGGCUGAGUGCUGCGUGGUCAACUUACAAAGAGGUCCCCAAACCCACUCCAAGAGCAUGGCUCAAGGUGCGAGAAUCAUACGGGGCACAAACUUCUCUUGCAGCAUAUCCCUUGUAGGUUCACUCCAUUGCUCCAUCCCAAACCAACCAGAUUCCUGCUGAAACCACUUUGGGGAGCAGGAUGGAUUUGGUUUCCUUAUGAAGAGGAGUCAAUGUGUCCCAGUCCUCUUGCUGCUCUCCUGUCCUGUUCUUAGAGAUAUUUUUUUAAAGCUCCAAUCUGGUGGUACAACUGUGCCUGGACUGUACCACUUCAGAUUGCAAACAGGGGAGUGAGUGACUGAAUGCUCCUCAAGAACAACCAUUCUUCCACAUAGAAAAGCAUUUCAGGGAGAAGGCUAGGCCUGAACACUGCUUCUUGAAAGCUAAUUGUCUGUGUGCAUGGGAGUUUUUCAGGGGGGAAAGCAUUCAGUUAUGCAAACCCCCCACCUUCAGUCUGAAGUGGUAUAGCCCAGGAACAACGUUGCUGCCUGUUUGUCCAGACCACACUCCGAGAUCAGUUGCAAUGAGAAUGUUAUUGCCGUAAGCUGGAGGAUGUUUAAGCACCUGCCAGAAGGCGGACGUAGCAUCUGGAAGUGGCAGAGGGAUGACUCCCAUGACGGCAGCCAUCACUAUAAUUCCGGACUCUGAAUGUUACCCCUGAGGGAUGGAGAACUUGCCCAUGGUGUUGUGGGUUUUGAUGGCAUCCUUGGGACAAUCGUAACAUGCCCCAGCUCUGUAUGUCAUUGCUUGCCAACCACAUGCCACGAGCGUACCUGGCCGCUUAUAGGGGGAGCGUGGCCAGUUAUAGGGAGCUGGAUUUCUCUGCAGGAGUGUGCCCAUGAUUUUGCCCCCAUGUUGAGCAUAAGAAAUGGGUAGUAGCUGGAUGACCAAUCCUCUUUGUAAAAACUGGGCUCUCACUCCCAAGAAUGCACCCAUCCACCCAUUCCAGAAGCUGCUAGCUGGAACAGAAGGAACCUCACAGCUCUUCUACAAGCUGCCAAAGAAAGGCAGACAGAUUUUUCUUUCCUUGAAGGUUUUCAAGGAAUGGCUGGACAGGCAUUUUCAAGGGAUGCUUUUCGAGUUAGGGUGUCAUAUCUUGAAGCAAAGCCCCACCCCCAGGUGGUGGGGAAGGGGGGAGCACAGCAGAAUGGUAUGGAUUUUUGGCAACCCUCUUUGCCAUAUUGUUGUUCCUGGGACCUGAAUGAUGUUGAAUAGGGUUCAGCCUGUGUGCCACCAAAGGAAGGAACUGCGGGACAACCAGCCAGACCAGCACAGAGGCAUUUUAACAACAAUUGGUUAGAGCUGGUCAUAACCCUAUAAAAGCUGCCAAGGACCAUCUUGCUUCCUGGUUUGAUGAGGACUCUGCUGCUGGGAUCCCUUCAAGAAAGGGGAAGUCUCCAUUCUUACCUUUGACACCCACUGCCUUAACCCCCAUAGGUACAUCACACCUGUUCCGGCCAUCUGCCCUCUCCCCAUGCACGCAUACACACACCACACAUGCACAUUUCAAUUAGCAGGUAUGGGCACAGAAAUCACCAGAGUCACUGUGGGGCUUACAGGUGCCCAGUACACAACUGAGAAGAAAGAAAAACUCCUCCAUCCUGGUACGUCCUCAGGUCAGGGGUUCGCAUGGAAUGAACCACUGGGUCCCUUCAAUAUUUCACAAAGAAAAGUUCUCACUUCGGGCGAACUGAGGAGGUUGGCUGGCCUGACAAACAUUUCCCUGGUUUCCUUGUUCCGUUCCAGGCUCUGGUCACAUACUUGAAUUUUGAAUCUGUUCCCUAAAGAACCUGGGUGCCACCUGGCUGGAUCUCUGGGUUCUGAAAAUGUGAAAGGUUUUCUCUUUUUAUUCCAUUUGUUUAUUACACUACCUGUUAUGAAGUGAGCUGACUUACCAUUCUGAGGUUCACUCCGCUGCUGCCACCGCCACUGUUUUCCACGGAAGGGGGUGCGAACGGGCGCACAUUCUUCAUUUGUAUUGUGAUGAUGAUGAUUUUUUUUUACUAGCUGCUGUACUAACUCCCUGCAUCUCAGGGUAUGGGAAAGGGAAUGAUUGACACACACAAAUCCACGGUGCCUUUUCCCAACUGACCUUUGGGUGCCUUUCUUGACACUACUGAGUGGAUUGAUUUUGAUGGGGACACAGAGGGUGGUGUGUGUUUGUUUUUAAUUAAUGGCUCCUUAAAAAUAAAUGCUUGAAAAUCA